This is a messenger RNA of Vicia villosa (hairy vetch), 432 nucleotides long. RefSeq lists its product as uncharacterized. Gene Ontology annotation, molecular function: nucleic acid binding; RNA-DNA hybrid ribonuclease activity. Bases 1 to 432 code for a protein of 143 amino acids. The transcript has a single exon. The record is from RefSeq and is a predicted model, not a curated record. NCBI's taxonomy places the organism in Eukaryota, Viridiplantae, Streptophyta, Magnoliopsida, Fabales, Fabaceae.
AUGGCGUGCGGGGGCAUUUUCAGAAAUAGUCAAGCUAUUCAUUUGGGAAGUUUCUGUGAUUUUUUGGGUGAAGGUGAUGCUGCUACGGCGGAGAUUUUGGCGGUUGUUUUAGCUAUUGAAAACGCCAAAUUAUUAAAGUAUAAGAAAGUUUGGAUUGAGACGGACUGUAGUAUGGUUGUUAAAGCUUUUUCGGAUCCUUUUAUCGUUCCUUGGAAGAUUAGAUCUCGUUGGCUCAGUUGUAUUGAAUAUACUCGCAAAAUUGAGUUUAUGAUCUCUCAUGUGUACCGUGAAGCCAAUUUUUGUGCUGAUCUCCUUGCGAACUUAGGUCUUUCUUUUGGUAGUUUUGUUUGGUUUAAUUAUGUGCAUUCCUCUUUAGUUAAGGAUUACCUUUUAGACAAGGUUGGUACCCCUAGGCUAAGAAUGCUUUCUUAA